Myotis myotis is the source of this 2527-nucleotide messenger RNA. RefSeq names its product tigger transposable element-derived protein 1-like. Bases 434 to 2164 code for a protein of 576 amino acids. The record is from RefSeq and is a predicted model, not a curated record. Gene Ontology annotation, molecular function: DNA binding. Gene Ontology annotation, cellular component: nucleus. The transcript is spliced from 3 exons. NCBI's taxonomy places the organism in Eukaryota, Metazoa, Chordata, Mammalia, Chiroptera, Vespertilionidae.
CCACCGCAGCCCCUGCCAAGCACAGCCCGCCCCACCCCGACCCACCUUACUGAGGAGAAAGUGCAGCCCCAGAGCUCUCAUCACCAGUGAUGGAGUCAGCGUCUUCCCGAUAAAUAAAGUUUAAUUCUGUUUCACUUUGUCAAACCUCGGUUCUCCAAGGUCUCCCAUCUCAAACAGUUCGGGUUCGACCAAGUUGUUCACGGAAAAAUGUCUCAGGUGUUGAACAAAACUUCAGUUCUCGACUCAACAGCCCUUUCAUGCUGAUCCCUGUAUGAUCAGUCAUGCAUGUCUCAGGUGACAAAGGAGAGAAUGAGCAAGUAUGAGUCAGUUUACCGCUAAACUUCAUGCUGUUAACAUCUCGGGAAAUUGUGCUCUGAAUGUUUUUGUGUUUUGCCUUUUUGCUGCUUAUUAUUAAAUACGUAAGUAAGUUAUCAUGGGUCCUAAGAAAGUUAGUGAUACCAAAGUGAAAAGGAAAGUUGUGAGAACAACGAUAGAGCUUAAAAAAGAAAUAAUUGCAAAUUAUGAUAAAGGUGUUCGUGUGUCUGAUCUGGCUACCAAGUAUGGCAUGGCAAAAUCGACAAUUAGCACAAUUUUAAAACAUAAAGAGGCCAUCAAGAAAGCUGAUGUUGCUAAGGGUGUAACAGUGCUCACAAAACAACGAUCACAGGCCAUUGAAGAGGUAGAAAAAUUGUUGUUGAUUUGGAUAAAUGAAAAACAGUUAGCCGGUGAUAGCAUUUCAGAGGCAAUGAUAUGUGAAAAAGCAAAGAUGCUGCAUACUGACCUCCUGAAAGACAGCCCUGAAAUGAGUGCUCAAAAUGGUUCGUUUAAGGCUAGUAGGGGGUGGUUCGAUAAAUUUAAGAAAAGAAGUGGUAUUCAUGUAGUGAGGCAUGGGGAGUCUCACAGUACUAACAAAGUAGCUGCUGAUAAUUUUGUGACAGAAUUUCAAGAAUUCAUCGAGGCUGAGGGAUUUGUUCCCCAACAAGUGUUCAAUUGUGAUGAGACAGGGCUCUUCUGGAAGAAAAUGCCAAAGAGGACCUACAUCACACAGGAGGAGAAGUCAUUGCCAGGACACAAGCCAGUGAAGGACCGGCUGACGUUACUAUUGUGUGGCAAUGCGAGUGGGGACUUCAAACUGAAGCCUCUUCUCGUCUACCAUUCUGAAAACGUACGAGUUUUCGGGAAAAAUAAUGUCAUGAAAAACAAGUGGAAUGUGAUGUGGAGGGCUAACAGCAAAGCUUGGGUGACCAGGCAGUUUUUUAUUGAGUGGAUUCAUGAAGUGUUUGCCCCAAGUGUGAAGAAAUACCUCUGGGAAAAACAGUUGCCACUCAGAGCACUUCUUGUCAUGGACAAGGCUCCUGCCCACCCUCCAGCCUUGGAGGCCGAGCUGAUGGAGGAGCACAGCUUCAUCACUGUGAGGUUCUUGCCACCUAACAUAACUCCGCUCAUCCAGCCCAUGGACCAGCAGGUCAUUUCUAACUUUAAGAAACUCUACACCAAAGCACUGUUCCAGAGGUGUUUUGAGGUGACCUCUGAAACUAAUUUAACCCUCCGGGAGUUCUGGAAGGAACAUUUUAAUAUCCUCACUUGCUUGAGGCUCAUAGAUGAAGCAUGGGGGGGAGUGUGUUCCAGGACCCUGCAGUCGGCCUGGAAGAAACUGUGGCCCGAGUCUGUUGCUGACAGAGCCUGUGAGGGCUGUGAGGACAAACCUGUGUCUGUUGUGGAGGACAUUGUGUCUCUGGGCAAGUCCAUGGGCUUGGAGGUGGAUGAUGAUGAUGUGGAGGAGUUGGUGGAGGACCACAACACUGAGCUGACCACUGAGGAGCUCCAAGACCUUCAGAGGGAGCAGCAACAGCCGGCAGCUGAGGAGCGCUCUUCAGAGGAGGGAAGGGAGGAUAUUCCUACUUCACUUAUCAAGGGAAUGCUUGGGAAAUGGGGAGAAAUGCAAAGUUUCAUUGAGAAAUAUCACCCUGACAAAGAAGUAGCACACCGAGCAAUAAACUUGUUCAAUGACAAUGCAGUGCUUCACUUCAGGCAAAUGUUAAAACGCAGGCAAAAACAAUCAUUGGGUAGGUUUUUAGUGAGACAGAGGCCCAGUGAACCUGAAGCAAGUUCUAGUGGAGCAAAGAGACGAAAGAGAAAGAACCCCAGAAGAAUAGCUCCCUGAUGUGUUUACGGAAGGGAACUCCUUCCAAACAAGAACACCCUCCUCCAUAUUCAGUCAUCAGUAGCUCUCAGCAUUCAAGCAAGCCCUACCACUGCUGCUCAUGGGGCACCAGUAACUCAUCUUGGCUGGUCUGUUACAGGAAUACAUUUAAUUCUGAGAGAGUCUUGAAGAUGUGAUUGAACUUUCCAGAGCCUGAUGACCCUCAGAUACCUGAUGCCUUGCAGGGCUGAAAGCUCAGACAGCAGCCAGUGACCCCAUCAAGGUUCAGGCAUAUGCUUUGUAAAGACCUGCAUUUCUUUUAUUUUUACAGUUUUGCCAAUUUUAUUAAACCAAUAAAAUUCCUACUAAUAAAAAUGAAAUAAA